Toxotes jaculatrix (banded archerfish) is the source of this 1912-nucleotide messenger RNA. Its product is annotated as phosphatidylinositol transfer protein alpha isoform-like. The transcript is spliced from 12 exons. The record is from RefSeq and is a predicted model, not a curated record. Gene Ontology annotation, cellular component: cytoplasm. The coding region runs from base 132 to 944 and encodes 270 amino acids. Gene Ontology annotation, molecular function: phosphatidylcholine intramembrane carrier activity; phosphatidylinositol transfer activity; phosphatidylcholine binding. Gene Ontology annotation, biological process: phospholipid transport. NCBI's taxonomy places the organism in Eukaryota, Metazoa, Chordata, Actinopteri, Toxotidae.
UCUUCCAGGAAGGAACUCCAAAGUGAAAAAGGCGUCAAGCGGUGAAUGAACGUCUCUUGUCAGCUUUCACGAAGUUUUCCAGGGGUUUCAACUCGGUCCUGUGCGUGUGUUUGGACUCAGGCACAGUCAACAUGCUGAUUAAAGAAUUCCGAAUUGUCCUGCCCAUUUCAGUGGAGGAGUACCAAGUGGGUCAGCUGUAUGCAGUAGCAGAAGCCAGUAAGAGUGAGACGGGUGGAGGAGAAGGUGUGGAGGUGCUGGUCAACGAGCCCUAUGAAAAGGAUGGAGAGAAGGGACAGUACACCCACAAGAUCUACCACCUGCACAGCAAAGUGCCAGGUGCCAUCCGUCUGCUUGCUCCAAAGGGUUCCCUGGAGGUUCACGAAAAGGCCUGGAACGCAUAUCCUUACUGUCGAACCAUCCUUACAAAUGCCUGGAUGAAAGACAAGUUCAUGAUUAAGAUUGAGACGUGGCACAAGCCUGAUAUGGGGGAUCAGGACAAUGUCCAUGGACUAGACAAAAGCUCAUGGGAAGCAACUGAGGUUGUUGACAUUGACAUUGCUGACAGAAGUUGCAUAAGUACAAAGGACUACAAACCAGAAUAUGAUCCAGCCAUCUUUAAGUCAGAGAAGACAGGUAGAGGGCCUCUGGGACCUGACUGGAAGAAAGAACUUGCUAACAACCCCAACUGUCCCCACAUGUGUGCCUAUAAGCUAGUCACUAUUGAAUUCAAGUGGCUGGGACUACAAGGCAAGAUGGAAAACUUCAUUCACAGGGUGGAGAAGCGUUUGUUCACCCACUUCCACAGACAGCUGUUCUGCUGGAUCGACAGAUGGAUCGAUCUGACGAUGGAUGACAUUCGACGUAUGGAGGAAGAGACAAAGAAGGAACUAGAUGACAUGAGGAAGAAUGAAGAAGUUAAAGGCAUGUCAGCCGAUGAAAACUGAUGGCAAAUAAUGGGGUAACAGAGGAUUUGACUUCCUUCAGCAAGCUCAGACUCCUCACCUCAGACACUGGACCUAGAAAAACUUGAUAGGCAUAAUCAAGAAUAUCUGUAUUCUCAUAAAAUUUGCUCUUAAUAAGAGCUCCUUAGUGUGAAGCAUUUGUGUGUAUUUAUGGACUACAUUUGAAUACAACUACAGCAGGUUUUAGUUUUUUUUUUUUUAAGAGAUAAGUUUACCAGUUGGGGAAUCAGUUUUGGAAUGUUCUUGUUUAUGCCUAUAUGGUCCUCUUAAUUUUUUUACAUUUUAAAACAUUAGGGAAUAGGUGUGGGUUGUCUCUGAAGCAACAUUUCUGAUUACUGUUGUCCUUUCAUCUCCCUUUUUUUUUUUUAAAUGACAGUUAUUUGGGCUUAAUUCUUUUUCUUGAUUUUUUCUUUUCCAGUUCUCUGAUUUAUUGUUUACAUAAUAUAAAAUAAAAUAAAAAAGGCUUCAAUGCCUUUGACAAAUUUCUUCUCUGAUCUCACUAAGUACACUUAUUGCUCUGUUUGGUCAAACUGGAAAUCCAUCAUGAUAUGGUGGCUGAAGGCAAAACUAAAACAUAUGAGGUAUUUACAUUGAAAAGACUCCAUCAGAGACCUUUAAUAUCCAGAGGGCUCUAGUAAUCCUGGUCUGACUGCACCAUGUGUUGGUCAGGUGGUUGGUUUAGCUGUUGCAAGACACCAACUACUGUUUUUUAAUUAAAACUUUUGGUUAAGAUUUUGAAAGUUAGUUUUGAUAAUAUGAAAGAAAAUCCUUAACCUUAACUCUGAGCAGAUUUAAAAAUGACACACAUGAAGCAGCUCUGUCCUGAUAGCUGCCCAGACGUUUGGCCCAGGCUGUGUUAUUUUAAGUCUCGUCCUGUGUUCAGUGAAAUAACCUGCAUUUUAAUGUAACGAGUUAUAUGAUUGUGUUGUAUAUUAAAGACUCUAAAUUUG